AUGGCGGCCGAGAACGACAUUCCCGACCUGACGGGGGCGGGCGAUCUCCCCCAGGACAAGGAGGACAACGGCGCGGUCCCUGGCCUGGAGCAGGCGAUUCCCCAGGUCGCUCCCGCGGCGAACGAAGCCGACGCGCAGCCCCAGGCAGCGCUCGGGGCUCCGAAAGAGGACGCGAAGAAAGAAGAAGACCGCGAGGGCGGACGCGAUAGGCGGUCGAGGGAGCGGGACGACCGGCGGCGCGACGACCGCGAGCGGCCUGCGCGGGGAUCGCGAGGGGGCCGCGACCGUGGGAGGCGGGGCAGCCCUGGAGCGGGCGGUGGCGCGCUGGGGCCGCACGUGCAGCCGGGCACGAAGAGCGCGAACUACGUACCCGGCAAGAUGUCCCUGGAGGGGCUUGCCACCGGCACUACGGAAGAGGAGGUCAAGCAGCUCUGCGAGCUCUUCGGGGCCAUCAAGGACAUCGAGAUGGCGCCCACGAAGGACUCGUGCGUCGUCACGUUCGAGAACCCGAAGCAUGCCAUUGACCUGAUUUCCGCCAAACAGAGGGGGAGUCUCACCCUGCGCAACGUGGAGCUGACGGUGCGCGCAAAAGUCCCCCAGGGGUCUGGGCAGAACAACAACUCCCGGAAGAUCUUCGUGGGCGGGCUCCCGCGGUCCGUCACGGACCAGACCCUGCGCGAGUCCUUCGAGGUUUUCGGCGAGAUCACCGACUGCAUCGUGAUGACGUCGCGGAAGGACGGCCUCAGCCGCGGCUUUGGGUUUGUCACGUUUUCGGACCCGCUCGACGUGGACAAGACGCUCGUCUCGCCGCACGAGGUCGACGGACAGGUGGUCGACGUCAAGCGCACCGUUCCGCGCGACGACCCCGCGCUGGCGCGGCAGCCCCGCGAUCGACCCGGGUUUGGGCGCGCACGCGGCGGGCCGCGCGGUGGACGCGGGGGGCCGCGGUACGGGCCUCCGCCCGGCAUGGUGAUGAUGCCCGCGGCCCAGGUGCAGCAGCAGAUGGCGGCGUACGGCGGGAUGGGCUACGGGGGGGGGUAUGGUGGCGGGUACGGGGGGUAUAACGGCGGCCGGGGAGGCGGUGGCUACGGGGGCGGGCGUGGCGGCGGGGGAGGCUACGGAGGAGGCUACGGGGGCGGCGCGGGGUACGGUGGCGGGUACGGCGACGCGUACGACGCGUACGGCGGGGAGCAGCAGGCGUAUGGGGGCGCCGAGCAGGCGUAUGGGGGGGGUUACGGGGCCGGCGGGUAUGACGGAGGGUACGGGGACGACUAUGGCGGUGGGUACGACGGGGGCUACGAUGGGGGGUACGGGGGCGGGUACGGUGGCGCGUACGAUGCAGCGGCAGGGGGGGGGUAUGGUGGAUAUGGAGGGGGGGGGUAUGGGGGGUCCUACGGCGGUGGGUACGAGGGCGGAGGUGGUGGCGGAGGUGGCGGCGGGCGCGGGCCGCGCGGGGGCGGCGGCGGCGGCGCUGGGGGCAUGCGGCGUUACACACCAUACUAG
Messenger RNA from Pedinophyceae sp. YPF-701, 1503 nucleotides. The record is from the annotation of a GenBank genome assembly. Lineage: Eukaryota; Viridiplantae; Chlorophyta; Pedinophyceae.